AUGAAGUAUCGAUCUGAACAGCUGUCAUGGCGUCCUUUGCAGGAAGUUUCUUUCCAGAUUUCAUGCGCAGAUAAUUCAACAUUGCAAAGGCUUGAAAUUCGAAAAAUGAAUUUAGACCGAGCCCUUCUUCCUGGGCCAUUAUGUGCACCUCUUGCCUACGAUCCUUCAUUCAAAGGUUUGUGCGUGUUGUCCUUCUAUUACGAAGUCCUCGCCAGAUUGUAAAUAUUAACCAGGCAAGCAAAUUCACCUGUUUUCCUCGCAUCCUGCAGUUGAGGUCCGCCUUCAUGAGCCACUCUGGAAGGUUCAGUUUUCUCCAGACGAUGUUGCUAUUGAAGUUCUGACUUUGUGUUCCCAACUGGAGCCACUUUGCAAGAAGGAGUACGCUGUAAGGAACAUUUCCAUCGUUUUUAUCUUGUUUAGUUUAUUUCACUUUUCUUUUGUUUGUCUUAGUUGGCGAAGUCACCAAAAAUACACAAAGGUAGUUUUUAGCCUCUCGCGCUGAUCAUUAUCGAUGCAUUAAUCGAUUUUCCAUCAUGAAUUGAAUUCUCGAGUGGCAAGGAUUUUCAUAAACAGAUAACAAUUUUGGGAUAAAUCUGUUUUUCGAUUUCAGACAACAAUGGGAAAGAUCGAUGCAGGCCACAAAGUGGAAUAUCAAAACAAAUUUGAACCAAAAGGUACAUCUGCAGGCUACGUAUGUUUAAUUCCCAACGUAUUCAUCAACUGUUUUAACAAAUAGAAGGGUUUGUACAUAGUCUUGAAUUCUUUAGGAAAUGUGGACAUUUCCAUUCAUAAGUUAUUUUUCAAAGCUGUUUUGGGGAAGCAAGAGUUAAAUCUUGAAAAAGAAGGAAGAUAAAAGAAGACCAUAUCCAGUGAAUGACACAGGCAUCCUUGGAGAAAAAGAACUCUAAGUGCUCACAAUAGGAGUCUAACCUACGACCUUCGGAUUAGUAUGUUGCGUGCUCUACCACUGAGUUGUAGGAAACUAGUGCCAGGCUAGGCUGUCAACUUGAUCCAUGAUGACAAACUUCCUGCAUACUGCAAGGAUAAAAAUGCUGUUUAGAGUUUCUUGAAAUAAUCAGCAUUAACUGAUCCUGCUUUAACAAAAGUUACCUUGGCCAAAAGUUUUACUCAAAAGUUACCUUGGCCAAAAGUUUUACUCAGAAGUUACCUUGGCUAAAAGUUUUACUCAAAGGUAUCUGUAGAAUUUUAAUUGUCAUCCAAAUCCUCAAUAGCUAUUAUACAAAGUGAAAACCCAUGAUUUCAGAUAUUUGUUACAGAAAAAAAUAAUUUGUUUAAAAGAAAAGUUUUUAUUCAUUUAGUCAUAUUUGUGGCAUAAGUUUUCCUUUUUAUAUAUUUUGUUUCAGCACAAGUACUCUUUGAGAAAAUGCGAGAAAUGAUCCAUUUUCUUCCAGAUCCUAAACCAUCUUUGAAAGUAAGUCAGAUAUCAUCUGUGAUAAAUUAUGAUUUGUUAAGGAUCAAUAAUUAUUAAUAUCAAUGUUUUCUUCUCUUUCAUGAGAUAUUUUAAUCACUCAGGUGCAGUGUAGCACACAUGCCUUUAAUCAUUACUUCAGAUAUGUACUUGCUUGAACAAAUCUAGCAUACACAUGAAGCAUAAAUACCCUAUAUCCUUGAAUAAGCAACUUGGUGCUCAUUUAAAAUUUUGCCUAAAAGAGGGGUGCUUAUUUGAAGAAGGGUGCUCAAAUAAGGUGGUGCUUAUCAAGUUAGUGCAGUAAUAGAAAAAUUAGCCCUAAACUUCCAAGAUCUCAUUAGUAAUUCUCCUUACUGUCUGCCAUACAGUUAUUGUGAUAUUUGUUUGGAGAAAUUGGUAUUGGAUCAACUUAUAAUCCCCUAAUUGAUAUUUUUCUUGAUUCUCAUUACUUGUCUGUUUGAUAUUGUAUUGAUAUUGUAAGGAGAAAUUCUGUCUUGGUCACUCAUGGGAGUGAAAGGGUUAAAGAGCAGAUAAUACACAUGCAGCUACUCUGCAAGCUCAUGGGAAUAGAAUUUACUGGAAUGGAAAAGAAACUAUUCUUCUGUACUGAUUCCUAUGUAGCUGAAGCUUGAAAAAUUGUAAAUGAAGUGACAAAAUAGAAACAGGUUUUUCUGGUAUCCCUACUAACCACAAUGAAACCCUAACCCGGGGGGGGGAGCAAUUUAUUCAAGGGGGGUGCAUGUUUGAAACCAUGGCCUAGGGGGUGGAGUGCUCAUUCAGGGAGGGCAUUCAGUAGAGUGUGGGUGCUUAUUUGAGGAAAUAUUGUGCAUGACUUUUUUUGUAGUUGCUAGCUCUAUCUUGUGUUUCACUAAUUAAGACUCAAGUGGUUAUUCAGGGGAAUAGUGCUCUACAUAGUUAUGCAUGAGCAGUUAUGACUUUCAUCUUGUUUAUUGUAAGCUUCAAAUAUCCUUAUUAUAGAAAAAAAACUGAGGAAAGUUAGAAAAAAUAUUAUGUGAACUUUAACCCUUUAACUUCCAAGAUCUAAUUGUUAAUUCUCCCCUCCAGCUGUUACACAUUUCCUUGUAAAUUAGUUACAAGAAUUUGGUGUUAGAUCAAGAUAACAACUUAUACUUGAUGAGUUUGAGUAUUCUCAUUACCUGUUUGGUGGAUAAGGUUUGAAUAUUAUAAGGAGAAGUUACAUGUUAAUCACUACUGGAAGUGAAAGGAUUAAGAAUUAUUUAAUGUGCAGUUUUUAAGGGGAUCGUACAAUAGAUGAUAGAAUUUAUUGUACCAACCAUUGUUUAAAAGUAAAUAGAGUAGAGUCUUAAAUUUUGAUUGGUUUGGGAAAGAGACAUAAAUGUCUUCUAUUGUCAGAUGGCAUUUGCAUUCCUUCCUUAUUCUCUCACUUUUUUUGGUAUCUUGACUUAUGGAAGAUUUACUUUUUAGGAUUACUUGCGGCAGACUGGAUUGUCUCUACUGUUUCCAAAAGUCACUUCAUAUUUGAUAAAUCCUGAGAGACCAGCAUUUCAAACCCAGAAAUCUUCCAUGGAUGGUAAUUUGUUUCUUAUAUAUCUGAACUUCUCUCUUUUCCAUGAUAUUUUGAUACUGUUUUGAAUAUUAAACUGCUUUGAGCAAAUUAAACGACUGGGACAUUAAACCUGACAGAUUAUUUUAUGUCUGUAGACUAUCACGAAUGAAUGAUUAUGAAAGUGUAAUUGAAUUCGGAAAAACUUAUCGUGUGAUUUGACGGAAAAGCGGUCAGUCCUUAACACCCUAACACCAGUGUGCAUAUUCUCCAUUCCAUUUGCUAGAUUAUACAUUUGCCAUAGUUCUGAUAAGGAGAAUUUGUUUAACAACCAAGGGUUCUUUUAUCUUGUGAUCAUUUCCUUUAUUUUCAUGACCUUAAAAUGUUUGAUUCUGGGGGGAUGCUGUAAGAAGGAAUUAGAUGCUAAUCACUCUUAACUGUUUAGCCCCUUAGAGAAAUUAGCAACCAAAAUCUCCUUACAAUAUCACCCCUGAAUCAAACAUUAAGGUUAUGAGAACAAAGGAAAUGAUCACCAAGGAAAGAAGCUCUUGAUUGUUAAACAAAUUCUUCUUCUAUAAGAACUUCAAACAUCCAUACGCAUACUACUUGCUCAUCAAGGUCACAACUCUUUAGCGUAAAGUACUCUAGGCUUAAAAUGCAAAGAAACGCCUUGGAAGUCUGGAAUGAGAUACCUAAUAAAUAUAAAAAAUUUGUCAAAGAAGUCCUUCAAAAAAGAAACAAAAAGAGCUCUUCUCAAUAUCCUAGAAACUGAAGAUUCUUACUUGAAGCCCAAUGAGAUAAUGCUAAAAUUCAAACACAGCAAAACUGAACCAAUUUGAACCAGUGCUACAAUAUGUUUCGUACACUGAGAAACUAUAGGACUUUCUUUCCUCUACAAGUGAACAUCUGUCAUUUUGGUUUUUUUUCCUUUUCUUGUGUAUCUUUUUGUCUUUUUAUUUACAUUUCUUCAUUUCUGUUUUAUUUCCAGUGUGCUUAAAUAAAGUAAGUUAAGAAAAAAAAAUUGGCCCGCCUCAGUUGGCAUUUGCUAUCUGCAGGUCAAAGGAAUUUCUUGUAAAUAUGUAUGAAAAUAAAAAUAAAAGUGUGAAGUGAAGUUAAGUCAGCAUGUUAGGAAAUGUAUGAUCACCAACUAAAGAAGCUCUUGAUUGUUAAUCAAAUUCUCCUUGUCAGUGUGUUAGGGAAUGUAUAGAGAACAGUAUGGAGAAUAUGCAUACUGAUGUUAGGGUGUAAAGGGUUAAGGGUUGAAGAGUUGAAUACAGAUGCUGACUCUUUUGAUUCAAAGAAGCAAAAUGCAUUAAAGAGACAACAAGACUGAAAACGUUUGAUUAUGUGGUCUCAUUGUCCAGGUGAGAGUAGAUCAGAGAACAGCUAUUGCUUUGACACUGGAUGAUUUUUUUGCAACCUGAACUGAAUUUAUCAUCAGGGUAAAGGAUAAAGAUGAAUUCCAUUUAGGUUGUUCAGACCUCAAGCACUCUCGUGAAAUACUAGUCCAGUACUCAAUACUGCUCUCACCUUGAGAAUCAGAACACAUGAUCAUCUGUUACUCUUAGGCUCAAGCCAAAAAAAUUACAGAAGAACAGAAAGGUAUAAUAUAUAACAUGUUAUAUAAUAAGAUCAGUUAUGCACGCAACCUGAUUGGUUCUCACAUAUGAUCUAUUGGAGGACAGACGUAUAGAUGACGUCAUCAUUAAAACUUUUUUUAAUUCUUUAUUAUAUAAAAUAAAUAGAUUCCUAGUUGCCAUGCGUCUGUUCAGUAAAAGAUCACAGAGGACUUCAAAAUGUGGUAAGAACAUCAGUGACACACUCUGCUGCACCUCGUGUGCCACUUUUUUGUUCUUACCACAUUUUGACGUCAUCUGUGAUCUAUUACUGAACAGACACACAGCAACUUGGAAUCUAUUUGUUAAGUUGAUGUUGCAUUCUUGAUUGCAGUUGUGUGUCAAUUGAGAUAAUGCCUUUAAAACUGUGUACCAUGCUGGGACAUUUACUCUAAAUCUGGUUUACUGAACAUUGCUUUAGAUCACAUGCAUGGCACAUAGUGGAAAAAUUAAUGAUGAAAAAUCAAGAACCAAAUAAACAAAAAUACUAGAACCAAAGAUUUAAGAAUACAAAAAUAACAUAGAAAGCAAUCAUUUACAUUGUCCAACUCUUAACCCUUUCACUCCCAAGAUCUAGUUAGUAAUUCUCCUUACUAUCUGCCAUACAAUUCUUAUGAUGUUAGUUCAGAGAAUUUGGUAAUGGAUCAACUAAUAAUCCCAUGGUUGACAUUCUUCUCUAUUCUCAUCACCUGCCUGCUUGAUAUUGUAUUGAUAUUGUAAGGAGAAAUUCUGUCUUGGUCACUUGUGGGAGUGAAAGGGUCAACUCCCAGAAGUAAUAAACAUAAAACUUUUCCCUACAAUAUCCAUACAUUCUUCAGCAAACAGGUAAUGAGAAUAUUCAAACUUAUCAGGUAGAAGCUGCUAUUUUGAUCUAGCACCAAGUUCUCAUAACAAAUUUAUAAGGAAAUGUGUAGCAGCUACAGGGGAGAAUUAACAAUCAGAUCUUGGGAGGUAAAGGGUUAAGAGAAAAAAAACGAGGAAUUUUCCUUCUGCGUAAUUUUCCUAGUGUGAUUUGAAGCCUCCAUGUGCUCUUCUAAGUGUACGAUUAUAUUCCAAAAUUAGUUAUGCAAAUUACAAUUAUCAAACAUUAACUUUAAAAAAAUGUUUGAGCAUGACUUGCAUCACAGUUGAUUGUGGUUAUUGUUUCAGGAUAUUUUCCACACCUUGGAAUGUUGAACCAGCUUAUAACACUGAGUCAUCAGCUGAACAGUGAUGCAUUUAACCUCACCAAUCAUAAAUACAUGGCUCAUCAGACUGCGCUGCUAUAUGUAAGAUACUGUUUAAUUAAAACAUUACCCAAAUUAUCUUUGUUUGUUUUUCAUAUUUUCUUGUAAGGAAGAUUCCAUUCACAGAAUUUAGGAAAUGAUUUUGCUAUUGUUUUGCUAUUGUUUUGCUAUUGAGACCAUUUUUUGCCUUCUUUAAUACUUACUAUGGUUAUAAUCAUUGCUGAUCCUAACAGUAUGCAGGAUGCAUGUCAUAUGAACUUUGUAAUAGACCUUGCUCACUGUAGAGUCUCUGUGGUCCAGUGGUAGAGCAUUGGAGUGUGGAAUGUGAAGGUCUGAGGUUUGAUUCCCCAUGGGGACUCAGAAUUUUUUCUUCAUCCCACACUCACGACAAGACGAAAAACAUAUUUCUUAAUCAUGAGAAAGUUUUGGUUUUUGGUUGCGGCAAAUUUCAGUGAUAACAAAUUCUUGUUGAGUAAGAAAGAUGGUUCAUUUUGAGCUUGGUAAUGAUUUUUUCCUCAAACUCAGAAGCAUCAGUUUUAGGAAAAUUUCUGAGUCCCACGAGGAAGUGAACCUAAUCAGUGCUUCACCACUCAGUCUCAGAGACUCUUUACAGUGAGCUGAAGGCAAUUCCCAGGUGUGCUCAUGCCACUUGUCCUGCAUACAACAUUGCAAUGGCUCAGCUCACCAUAGAGCAUCUUAGUUGCUCAGAUGCUUAGUGAUAGGCUGGUUGAUAUUUGUCAGCUUCAUUAGGCUUGUUGAGAAGUUUGCUGUUUUGCAGGGUUAUUCCCCACACUGAACGUAAGUGUCCAUGCUUUGGGAAUUUGUUUUUGCACUGUUCCUCUUGACCAAUUAUGUUGAUAGACUGGUGUCAAUAGUUUACUUACAGCACUGUACCAAGUGUGUGUUCAUUCUAAGUGCUCCUGAUUAUGUUUUCUCUUUUGUCUGUGAAUAGCAAUCAGUAAAUCAGGCUGGCACUCUGAUGAUGGACUACAAAAAGAACAUUGAGUCAAAUUUCAAAAGUUUGAAAGCUGGUUUGGUACCAAAAGACAAAGAUUCCGUUCCAAGGUUACCCCAUGAACAAAAAGAAUGGUAAGAAAGAACAUAUUCCAAAAUCUCAGAUUAGUCCAUCCAGGUCAAGGAAACUCUCCAUGAAUACCUUUAACCAUUAACUCACAGAACUGAUUAACAUGUAACUUCUCCCAGUAAUAUCCAUACAUUAUGCAACAGAGAGGAAAUGAGAACAUUCAAACUUAUCAGGUUAAAGUUGUUUUCUUGAUCUACAUUACACCAAAUUCUCGUAACUAAUUUUCAAGGAAAUGUUUAGCAGCUAGAGGGGGAGAAUUAACAAUCAGAUCUUGGGAGUUAAAGGGUUAAAGAGUUAUAGGAUUAAAUUUUUGCAUGCAGUAAUUUUCAAGUGUUGCCAGACUCAAAUAUCAACAUCUGAGCAUUCCUGAAUGUGCAAUGGCAGAACAAAUCAAUGUUCUUACAAGCUUGGUGUACAAGGCAUUACCUGUUGACACCCUAACAUCAGUAUGCAUUUUCUCCAUACUGUUCUUGAAACAAUUCCUAAGAUGCUGGCAAGGAGAUUUUUUUUCUUUAGUUGGUGAUCAUUUCCUUAAUUCUCCUGACCUUAAUGUGUGAUUCAGGAGUGAUAUUGUAAGGAGAUAUUAGAUACUAAUCACUCUAAGCAGUCAAAGGGUAGGAAAAAAAAAAAACUCAGCUAGGCAUGCUGGUAACAGUAAGACUCUAGAACUUCAUCAAAUGUUUUCAUUGAUUUUAUUCCUUUGUAGGAUUAACAAUGUCACAGCCAAUAUUCUGGAUGAUGUGCAGUCCUUGCCCCCAGGUCUUACCCAGCCUAUGAUAUCAGCCAUGACCUUUGUGGAGCAACAGAGACAAUGAAUAAAUAGUUUGUUAUUUGUUUAUUUUACAUUUAACUUCUGAUGUAAUCUUUUGGCUACAAAUUUUAUUAUUAUGUACUGUGUUUACUGGCAGAUAGGCUGCAGUAUUUUUGGAAAAAUGGGGCCAAAUUUAGGGGUGUGGCUAAAUCACCAGUACAAGCUUUUUGACACCUCAUUAAUAUACACAAUAGCUCAAGAAUUUUAUACUUAAAACUGUUCUUCUUCAUAUUACCCAACAUCGCUUUCACAUUGAGUCAGCAAUCAUUCACUGUGUACAGCUAUAUACUUAGUCCAUAUUUUCGAAGAAUCUUGGUCCUCUCCAUAGCAAUGAGCACAUCAAGUUUUCCAAGCUGUUUCUUGUUUGAGGAAGUCCAGUACAGCUUGCAUGGGGGCAAUAAAAUACAUGCCGCGUACAUGCCUGUUUGGUUAUGUAUAGAUAAACGAAAUCACUUAUAAAUGUCACUCAAAUUAAGAAUAAUUAAUGUAUUGUACAGUUUUCAACAGUUUAAACAGUUAUGCUAUAUGCCUAUAUAACAACUGAAAGUCUUUACACCUCCUCCUGAGAUCUGAUUGUUAAUUUUUCUCUCUAGCUUCUACUCAUUUUCCUGUAACUUGGUUACAUGAAUUUGCAGUUAAAUCAAGACGACAACUUCAACCUGAUAAAUUUGAAUAUUCUUAUAACCUGUUUGCUGGAUAUUGUAUGCGUGUUAUAGAGAGAAGUUACUUUUCAAUCACCUCUGGGGGUUAGAGAGUGUAGGAAAGGGUUGUUUAAAAAAAAAGGUGUUAAGUACAUAAUGCAGUUUUGCAGUGAUCAUAGUAUCUUCUGGUUCUUUGGCAAUCAUAGGGCCAUGACUGUUGAUGAUUUUCCAUCAGCAUUACUUACAUCAGUAUCCAUUUUCUCCAAGUACUCUGGUACCAACAAUGAGUAUCUUUUUAACCACCUUUAACUCCCAAGAUCUCAUUAGUAAUUCUCCUUAUUGUCUGCCAUACAGUUCUUGUGAUGUUAGUUUGGAGAAUUUGGUUUUGGAUCAACUAAUAAUCCCUUAAUUAAGAUUUUUUUAUUCUCAUCACUUAUCUGGUUGAUAUUGUAUUGAUAUUGUAAGGAGAAAUUCUUUCUUGGUCGCUCAUGGGAAUUAAAGGGUUUAAUUAGGGUAUAAAUUAUGCUAUAUAAAGGUUUCCAAGCUCACCCAUGUAGUGAUGUAAGAACUUUAAAUAUUGUAACAGAAAAAUGUCAAGAGAUCUCUGGCAAAAGAAACCUUGUUAAUUAUGGGCUGUGGGCUAUUAGGCAAAGUGAAUGUCAGUUAUAAUGUUCAUCUCAACAAAUUCUAUUGUCCUUUAACAGCUAGCUCAUAUGCUGACAUAGCCACUUUAAAAAAUGUAUUUUCUCCAUCUAAUUUCUUAUACCUGUUUUUGUUAAUACAGGUAUAAUUAUAACUAUUGUAGGCUUCCAUGCGGUUUUGUUUCCAAAAUACGAGUACCGUUACGUGCAAGGUUGUAGAAAAUUUGGUAGUAACGCACAGUUGUGAAUCACUUCUAAUUUAUUUAAUAUUUAACAAGUAUCAGGUAAUUACUUAGUUAGCCAGUAAAUCUGAAGAUUUUAAUUUAUAAUUAAAUACCAGAGGGAAAACUAGUUGUUAUUGAGUUGAUGUUACCAUAAGUUCCAUCAGCGCCCUCUUUUUUUAAAGAAGAAUUCCUCUCUAUGAAUGUGAGCCCCCUUUUGAAAAGUCAAAUGUAUUAUCCACUCCUACUCAUGAAAAUGGACGGCACUGAGCUAGACAAAGGAUGUGAAAUCACCAAGACUGGCGUAAUCUGGGAACGGGAACCCGUUAGUGCAUUAUUCACGCGUUUUACUUGGAACCGAAAGCUGCUUAAAUAUGCUGCACCUAAGUUUGAGUCUGGUGCUGUUAAAGACGGUAAAGAAGUCUAGCCAUUCGUGAAAUUAUUAAGAAAACAAUAAAUUAUAGUUUUAGUCGACUUUUGCCUUAGUGUUGCCGUACUGACUGCUAAGGGUCCCCAUUAGGUGCAAGAGCCAUUUGUGUGCUGGGUUUUACUCUGACCAACCAAAAUUUGAAAAACAAUCGGAUUUGUGGAUAGUUGUACCCUUAGUGUGGUACAUUUUCCUAUCUUAUAGACGUGUGGGUGUUUCAGAUGAAAGCGAAGUAAAGAAUAUACUUUAUUGAUAGCCCUAUAGGACAAAUAAAAUCAACGAACCUGUCAUCUACAAAAAGUUUACCGAAGCGGCAUAAAGUGAGCUCCUUUUUCCAAUAAGCCCUGGAAUUGGCUGGAAAGAGCGAUAAUUACAGGAAGCUCAUAAGAGAGCACACGUGCUAAGAAAUUUUGGAUUUGAAUUUAAGCGAUAUUGGCAAACAUAUAAAUGAACUUCAGGCUCAGGGUGUUCGAGGCAAAGAUACCCACACCAGAAAAACGUAACUAACCACUGAAGAGCUGAAGUUAGUUUGUUUUGCUUACGAAUGACUCACACUCUUUUUUAUGAGAUUCGUUUUUUUAUAUGAACGUUCAGACUGAGAUUGAUAAAAAUUUUACGAACAUACUAUGAACACACCCAGGCUGAGAGUCAGUUAAGAACGCC
Messenger RNA from Pocillopora meandrina, 10284 nucleotides. The record is from the annotation of a GenBank genome assembly. Lineage: Eukaryota; Metazoa; Cnidaria; Anthozoa; Scleractinia; Pocilloporidae.